Microdochium trichocladiopsis is the source of this 2012-nucleotide messenger RNA. RefSeq names its product glycosyl transferase family 4-domain-containing protein. Bases 281 to 1705 code for a protein of 474 amino acids. The transcript has 2 exons. NCBI's taxonomy places the organism in Eukaryota, Fungi, Ascomycota, Sordariomycetes, Xylariales, Microdochiaceae. Gene Ontology annotation, biological process: protein N-linked glycosylation; dolichol-linked oligosaccharide biosynthetic process. Gene Ontology annotation, cellular component: membrane. Gene Ontology annotation, molecular function: UDP-N-acetylglucosamine-dolichyl-phosphate N-acetylglucosaminephosphotransferase activity. The record is from RefSeq and is a predicted model, not a curated record.
CCCACCAGCUCUCAAGGCCAAACGAUCCUCAGCACCCCUCAAGCUCCCUGCCGCACUGCACAAAACAUCAUCUCCGACCCGUCGUCCUUGCCGGCAGGGACCUGGCGGAUUCCGCCUGCUUUGCGACGCCUCCCGCGCAGUCGCGCCGACCACUCGACCUCUCCAGCAUGGUCCUGCACAGCGCCGACGCCACAUAGCAUCCAUCCUCCCACACCCCUCGACUCCUCGAGCCUCGUCGCAACAGCAGUCCGCUUCUGCCCACGCCGCGCCCGCACCGGCCAUGGCGGUCUCGUCGCCAACCGGCGUGCCAGAGCUCUCGCGCAACGAGACAUGGUCCCUCACGGCCCUCGCCGCAGUCUGCCUGUCCGCCCUCGUGCGCACCUUUGAGCGCCGCGAGGGCGAGCCCCUCAUCGCCUCGCUCGCCCUCAGCGGCAUCGCCUUCUGCGCCGCCUACGCCAUGAUCCGCUGGCUCGGGCCGACCUUUGUCAGGGCCGGCCUCAGCGGCCGCGACAAGUCCAAAGUCAACAACAAGGAGCUCCUGCCCGAGUGCAUGGGCGCCAUCUGCGCCGUCGUCUACCUCUUCAUCAUCAUGGUCUUCAUCCUCAUCCCCUUUUACAAGGACAUUGUCGUCGCCACUAGUGGUGGCGGCAACCGAGACGUCGUGAUGAAUGUCGACUAUGUUCAAAAGGGUCGCCUACUGCACAGAUUCCCCCAUGGCAAGCUGGCUUCGUUCCUCUCAGCAAUCAUUGCGCUCCACUCGAUCACGAUUCUCGGAUUCGGCGACGACCUCUUCGACAUUCGCUGGCGACACAAGUUCUUCAUUCCCGCUUUCGCCUCGAUCCCCCUGCUCGUCGUAUACUUUGUCGACUUUGGAGUGACCUCGAUCGUCCUGCCGACUUUCCUCCAGAAAAUCACGGGCCGUGAACUCUUCGACCUCGGUCCGCUAUACUAUAUUUACAUGGCCGCCCUGUGUAUCUUCAGUCCAAAUAGCAUCAAUAUCCUCGCCGGUAUCAACGGCAUCGAGGUGUCGCAGAGCAUUGUCAUUGCGCUUCUUCUUGUGGCCAAUGACGCGUUAUACCUGCUGACGCCCUACCCGCACCCGGCCACCGACUCCCAUCUCUUCUCUCUAUAUUUCCUUCUGCCUUUCCUGGGCGUCAGCUUCGCACUGCUUGCCCACAACUGGUAUCCUGCCCGUGUCUUUGUCGGCGACACAUACUGCUACUUUGCGGGCAUGGUCUUUGCCGUAGUCAGUAUUCUUGGGCACUUCUCCAAGACACUAGUCCUGCUUCUGCUUCCGCAGGGGUUCAACUUUUUGUACAGUACGCCGCAGUUAUUCGGCUUGCUCCCGUGCCCUCGGCACCGGCUGCCGCACUUCAACGCCCGAACCGGCCUCCUCGAGCCCAGCGUCGCCGUCUUCGAAAAGGAUCGACAACCUCGCGCCCCUGUAGCCUACGCGCUGCGGCUGCUCGCGCGCCUCCGGCUGCUACGACUCAAGGAAUCCGAGGACGGACUGAUCGAGGAGACGAGCAACCUGACAAUCCUCAACCUGUGGCUGGUCUGGCGCGGACCGCUGCGCGAAGACCGCCUCGCCAUCGAGAUCACCAUCAUGCAGUCCCUCGUCGGCAUCCUUGGCCUGCUCGUCAGGCACAAGCUGGCCUUGCUCGUGUUCAGAGAGGACAAUCUGAGCACACGAAGCGCGUUUUAGUUUGGCUGGAUAGGGCCGGCCACACGGCAUGCGCAUGCCUGUGGCUUGAUUUGAGAGAGAGAGCGAGAGUUGGAGAGAUAAGAUAGAGCGAAAAGUAGUCACGCUCCAUAUCUGCCAGCAUAGGCGCAUCAUCGCAGCAGGCAAGGUCCCGAAGUGGAGCGGGGACAAUGCAAUAUCGGCAUAUAGAGUUGUACCAUAGAGAUGAUUCAAGAUACCACAUGAGUUACAUCAUUAAUGAAUAACAGCCCGUGAGCAUAUAGUGUGGAAUCACAAUUGGAGCACAAACUAUGCCCGAGCAGAAUGGAUU